AUGGUCCAAGUGCAAGGCAUCUCCAGAGAGGAGCUGUGUAAGGCCAGAGCUGGGGCCGGAGCCGGCGGAGGAUCAACAGAGUGGGCGCUUCCGGAGUGGGUGAGCAGCGGCGGCGGGGAGGGGGCCGGAGUCCCUGUGCACAUUUCCAGGGCUGGGUCACCGCGGAGCUGGUCUGUCCCCUUCUGCUGCCUCCAACAGGGCUGCGGCGGCGGCGGCGGAGGCGGCGGCGGCUGCCCAGGCUCUGGGGCUCCCCUUCCAACCGCGCUGCCUCCUCUGGGCGUCUCCGGAGCGGAGCGGUGUAAGCUGAGGGCUCGGGAGGGAAUUGGCAGAGGAUCGGCGGCAGUGGCAUCUGUGCUCCAGGAGCAGGUGAGCACGGGCGGCGGGGAGGGGGCCGGAAUCCCUGCGGCUGUUUCCAGGGCUGGGUUAACCCGGACCCGCCUGCCCCUGAGAGGAGCUGGCCCGUCGCUGCAGCCAUCCAGCAGCCUCCACAACACCUUACCUGCCGCGACCCACAACCCGGCGGUGGCAGAGCUAGGGACAUUGACGUCCAAGGGCGGGACCAGCUCCAUCCUGCAGAAGCAGCUGCCCUGGCAGCUUCUGCCACCUCUCUGCUCCUUCUUCUUCACCCACAGGCUCCCAGACAUGACAGGCAUCAUCAAAGAGAUGGUUAGCAAAAACAAAAAGAGAUAUCAAGAGGAUGGAUUCGACUUAGACUUGACCUACAUUUAUCCAAACAUCAUUGCUAUGGGAUUUCCUGCAGAAAAACUUGAGGGCAUCUACAGGAACAAUAUUGUUGACGUAGUAAGGUUUUUGGAUUCCAAGCAUAAAAACCAGUACAAGAUAUACAACCUAUGUGCCGAAAGGCAUUAUGACCCUGCCAAAUUUAAUGGCAAAGUUGCACGCUAUCCCUUUGAGGACCAUAACCCACCGCAGCUAGAACUUAUCAAAGCUUUUUGUGAGGAUCUGGACCAGUGGCUGAGCGAAGAUGACAAUCAUGUUGCAGCAGUUCACUGUAAAGCUGGAAAGGGACGGACUGGAGUAAUGAUUUGUGCAUAUUUAUUGCAUCGGGGCAAAUUUUUAAGGGCACAAGAGGCCCUAGAUUUCUAUGGAGAAGUAAGGACCAGAGACAAAAAGGGAGUAACUAUUCCCAGUCAGAGGCGCUAUGUGUAUUAUUAUAGCUACCUGUUAAAGAAUCGUCUGGAGUAUAGGGAGGUGGCCCAUGCUGUGAGAAUCUCAUCAGGUAUCAGGAGGAGCCACGUCCUGUUGGCAAAGGGAGCAGGCCUGGAUCUGCAGGGAAUCAAGGAGAGGAACCUAGGGCAUGACUCUGAGGUUAUUGCUCCAUUUGCCUCAGGGUACCAACCUGGAGAGUUAGAACCUUGUUCUGAGCUUCUGCUUCAGGUGGCAAAAGUCAACCUGAGCUCAGUUGUCCGCUUCAAGCUCUGUGGGAGAAGGAAGGCCCACAGCAGAUCAGAGUAUUGCUUCUUUUCAAGCAUCACUUUGGAAGCUUUCUCUUCCUCCUACCCUGAAAUCCAGACUACUUCAAAGAGAGUCCUCCUACUGCAACACAAAGACGUCCCCAGAAUUCUCAAGGUGUCUUCUCUGUCCCAGUACCAUGACCUGGACUCAGAGGAACUUAUCCAGUGA
Molecule: messenger RNA, 1644 nt
Organism: Chinchilla lanigera (long-tailed chinchilla)
Lineage: Eukaryota; Metazoa; Chordata; Mammalia; Rodentia; Chinchillidae
Biological process (GO): negative regulation of cell population proliferation; phosphatidylinositol 3-kinase/protein kinase B signal transduction; protein dephosphorylation
Cellular component (GO): cytosol; plasma membrane; nucleus
Molecular function (GO): phosphatidylinositol-3,4,5-trisphosphate 3-phosphatase activity; protein tyrosine phosphatase activity
Source: RefSeq, a predicted model, not a curated record